Messenger RNA from Salvia splendens (bonfire salvia), 761 nucleotides. RefSeq lists its product as uncharacterized. Lineage: Eukaryota; Viridiplantae; Streptophyta; Magnoliopsida; Lamiales; Lamiaceae. The record is from RefSeq and is a predicted model, not a curated record. Bases 107 to 556 code for a protein of 149 amino acids. The transcript is spliced from 2 exons.
CAUCAAGAAUUCAAAUCCCCUCAAGAAAACUGCCUCGAGUCAUCCAUUCUUCCUUUUUGCCUGCGAGAAGAAAUCGUUAGCUAAAGAGAUCUUAACCGCCGGCAGCAUGUCUGCGGCGUGCGGUGGCGGAGGGAUGGACGGCGACGAUGACAAGAAGAGGAGGCGAGCUAUGCCCCAAGAGAGUAGCGAUGCUUCUAAUUGUAAUACUGAUAGUGAUGAUCACGAAUCUGCUCCAACCGAUCAGAAACCGAAAUUAGGGCUUUCUGGGAAAACAAAAUCAUUUUCUAACACAAGAACCAAAGAGGUUGCGAAGAAGCGCAGAAUCGGAAUUGAAACCGAAGAAGCUAUAAAAAGACUAGAAGCAGCUGUAAGAAGAGUAUCAUCUGCAAGAAUAGGAACAGCAGAAGUUGCAAGAGUGGGUGAUUUAUUAGACCAGCAAGAGGGAGAUGUCGACGACGACAGCAAGGCUACUAAAGAAGAAGAAGAAGAAGCUCAGUCUGACCAUUCUAUGACCGGAGCAGGUUCAUCCGAUGAAAAUGGUGGACAAAAUUAUUGAUAAUAUGGUGAUUCUUACUAUCUGCACUUUGCUUCAUUCCUUGGUUGUUUCAAACUUUAUGAUCAAACUUUUCUCAGUAUGAUGGCAGGUUUUAGAUAUAUCUAAUCAUCAGUCUGAAUUUCAUUUUGAUUACUUUUCCAUAUUAAAUCUGUGGUAGUAAUAGUUUGUUUUGGUGGCAUUUAAUUCAGAUUGUUUGUAAAUUGUA